CGCUUCUCCAUGAAUUAAAGCGCAUUUCACAUUGACAUUCAUUCUGUCUGAAAGCGAGGACCUUACUUGCUUACUAAUGUACACUUAUGAAGUACCCUUCUAAUACAGACAACAUGGGGUCCCAAAGAAAGGACAGUUUCCUCUGGGGAAAAGCACCUUCAGCUACUUUCACUCCAAGUACCAAGAGUCAGAUUGAAGUCAAUGACCAAAAGCAUGUGAUUCUAGAUGAUAUUCAGAAACUCAGGCUGGAGAUCGAAAACAUGAUGACAGAAAUUCAAACGAUGGAAGCUGAUGAUGAGAAUAAAAAUGUCAUGAAGAACAAGAGAAUCCAAUGUGGAAAAAAGAAAUUUAACAUGGACCCAAAGAAGGGUAUUCAGUACCUAGUAGAUAACAACCUAUUGGAAUGGAAUCCAGAGGCUGUGUCAGAGUUCCUAUACAAAGAGGAAGGCCUCCAUAAAACAGCUAUUGGCAACUUUCUAGGGGAAUGGGAGGACAUCCACCUUCAGAUUCUGCAAGCUUUCGUUGACCUUCAUGAGUUCUCAAACCUUAAUUUGGUUCAAGCUUUGAGGCAGUUUCUGUGGAGUUUUCGACUGCCUGGUGAGGCUCAGAAGAUUGACCGUAUGAUGGAAGCUUUUGCUUUGCGCUACUGUACCUGUAAUCCUGGGGUUUUUCAGUCCACAGACACCUGUUACAUCCUCUCCUUUGCUAUCAUUAUGCUCAACACAAGCUUGCACAACCCCAAUGUAAAGGAAAAGACUACACUAGAACGCUUCAUCAACAUGAACAGAGGAAUCAACAACGGAGGAAAUCUUCCCGAUGAACUGCUGGAGAAACUUUAUGAGAGCAUUAAGAACGAACCCUUCAAAAUCCCAGAAGAUGAUGGUAAUGACCUCACUCACACCUUCUUCAAUCCUGACCGAGAGGGAUGGCUUCUUAAAGAGGGUGGAAGAAUUAAGACUUGGAAAAGGAGAUGGUUCAUUUUGACAGAUAGCUGUCUGUACUAUUUCCAGUACACCACUAAUGACCCACUUUUACCUUCUCAGGACAAAGAACCAAAGGGAAUCAUUCCAUUGGAGAACUUAUGUGUUAGAGACGUGGAAGAUGCAAACAAGCAGUUCUGUUUAGAGUUGUUUAGCCCUCAUCGUAAAGGGGAAACAAUAAAGGCGUGCAAAACUGAAACAGAUGGGAGAGUCGUGAUGGGCAAACACCAGUCCUACAAGCUAAGUGCAGCAUCCGCCGAGGAACGUGCCGAGUGGAUUCAGGACAUCAGAGCCUGCAUCACUAAGGACCCUUUUUAUGACCUGGUUUCUGCACGCAAGAAGAAGAUCAUCAGCCAGACUGAACACCAUGACUGAAGCAUUUGUAUACAGAUUGAACUGAACAGAUCUGAUCUGAACACAUAUUGGAACAUCAACAGAGGCCGUCUGAACUGUUUGGAGAACUGCAAGAGAUGACGAAUGAAGUUCCCCGGGGUGCUAUUUUUCAUCACUCUCUCCAUGCAUCACAACUGCUGCUACAUUUGCAGCUGUAGUUCUUGCUAAGAGCGGUGUUGUUGUGGUCGGAAGUUCUGUGUGAAACUAUUUUCAUAUUUAUUUUCAAACCUACAAGAAAUGUUACCAUAAAAAUCAUCUGUAAGUGACCCUUGAAAGGAAUAAGGUGUCUCUCUCUCUCAUUUGUAAAAUAUUGUAUAAACAAAUAUAUUGUAAAAAUUAUAACUUGGCACUUUGUGUGUAAAAUAGUUUGUAUAGUGUUUUGGGGUCAAAAUGUAAAGUUUCAAUUUUGUUUCUAUAAGCAGCUGUUAAUUAAAAAUGUUACUCUACAAAUUA
Messenger RNA from Paramisgurnus dabryanus, 1826 nucleotides. The record is from RefSeq and is a predicted model, not a curated record. NCBI's taxonomy places the organism in Eukaryota, Metazoa, Chordata, Actinopteri, Cypriniformes, Cobitidae.